Messenger RNA from Pipistrellus nathusii (Nathusius's pipistrelle), 768 nucleotides. Lineage: Eukaryota; Metazoa; Chordata; Mammalia; Chiroptera; Vespertilionidae. The record is from the annotation of a GenBank genome assembly.
AUGGCCUCUCCCGGGACCCCCGAACCCCGGCCGGAGUUACCGGAGCACAACUCCGGGUACCGAGAGGUCCAGUACUGGGACCAGCGUUACCGGGACGCGGCCGACUCUGCCCCCUACGAGUGGUUCGGGGACUUCUCCUCAUUCCGGGCCCUCCUAGAACCGGAGCUGCGGCCCGAGGACCGUAUCCUGGUGUUAGGGUGUGGAAACAGUGCCCUGAGCUACCAGCUAUACCUUGGGGGCUUCCCUGAUGUGACCAGUGUGGAUUACUCAUCAGUAGUGGUGGACGCCAUGCGGGCUCGCUAUGCUCAUGUGCCCACGCUGCACUGGGAGACCAUGGACGUACGGGCACUGGGCUUUCCCAAUGGUUCCUUUGAUGUGGUGCUCGAGAAGGGCACACUGGAUGCCCUGUUGGCUGGAGAACGGGAUCCCUGGACCGUGUCCUCUGAAGGUGUCCACACCGUGGACCAGGUGCUGAGUGAGGUGAGCAGAGUGCUGGUCCCUGGAGGCCGGUUCAUCUCACUGACCUCUGCUGCCCCCCAUUUUCGGACUAGACACUAUGCCCAAUCCCAUUAUGGCUGGUCCCUAAGGCAUGCAACCUAUGGCAACGGUUUCCACUUCCAUCUCUACAUCAUGCACAAGGGCAAAGAGCUUAGUGUGGCCCAGCUGGCUCUUGGGACCCAGAUCUUCUCAUCCCCUAAACCUCCCACCUCACCCUGUUUUCUCCAGGACUCAGAUCACGAGGACUUCCUUAGUGCCAUUGAGCUGUGA